This is a messenger RNA of Phycodurus eques (leafy seadragon), 6054 nucleotides long. It is a transcript of the gene appbp2, whose product is annotated as amyloid beta precursor protein (cytoplasmic tail) binding protein 2. The transcript has 13 exons. Gene Ontology annotation, molecular function: protein binding. The record is from RefSeq and is a predicted model, not a curated record. Lineage: Eukaryota; Metazoa; Chordata; Actinopteri; Syngnathiformes; Syngnathidae. The coding region runs from base 196 to 2022 and encodes 608 amino acids. Gene Ontology annotation, biological process: intracellular protein transport.
GGUGGGUGUGAAUUGAGGGGAAUAGGGGUCGAUGAAGCGAUACGUGGGAGAAGAAAAUCGAAGCCGAAGCCGCAAUUUAGCGUGAGGACAAUCAUUUGUACCGCCCUUCGAAGUAAGCGAAACGGUGGGGCAUCUAAUGUUCGGAGGUGUCUAAGGGAGGAUUGUGACUGGCCUUUUUUGGAGAAGGAAAACAACAUGGCCGCGGUGGAGCUCGAGUGGAUCCCAGAGUCACUAUAUAACACCGCGAUAUCGGUCGUGGUGGACAAUUACAUUCGCUCAAAGAAGGACAUACGGUCGCUCCCGGAAAACAUACAGUUCGAUGUUUACUACAAGCUUUACCAGCAGGGCAGGCUCUGCCAACUGGGAGGGGAGUUUUGUGACCUGGAGGUGUUUGCUAAAGUUCUUCGGGCUUCAGACAAAAGGCACCUCCUACACCACUGUUUCCAAGCCUUAAUGGACCAUGGGGUGAAAGUUGCCUCAGUGCUGGCCAACUCUUUCAGCCGCCGCUGCUCCUACAUUGAAGAUUCUCACACUCAUGUCAAAGAGAAGGCGAUCCAAUUCGGCUUUGUGCUCGGGGGGUUCUUGUCUGACGCUGGCUGGUAUGGAGAUGCUGAGAAAGUGUUUCUUUCCUGCUUGCAGCUCUGUGCUCUCCACAUUGAGGUGCUACAUUGUUACAGGGCUGUGGAAUGUUGUGUCAGGAUUCUUCAUGUGCGCAAUGGCAAUUGUAAGUACCACCUGGCAGAAGAGACCUUCAAGCUUGCUCAGUCUCAUAUGGAAAAAUUAGCCAAACAUGGCCAUGAGGCCAACAAGGCAGCACUGUAUGGGGAGUUUUGUGCCUUGCUUUUUGCCAAAAGUCAUUAUGAUGAGGCAUACAGAUGGUGUGUAGAGGCCAUGAAGGAAAUUACUCCAGAGCUGCCAGUAAAAGUAGUCAUUGAUGUCCUUCGCCAGGCUUCCAAGGGGAAUCUACUAUUUCAGUGUGUUAAAUGUAUCAAUCUACUGCAGGCCUGUGUGGUGAAGAGAGAAUUCAGAAAAGCAGAACAGCUGAUUAAACAUGGUGUGUUUCUAGCAAGAGAACACUUUGGGCUCAAGCAUCCUAAAUACUCUGACACGCUGCUGGAUUAUGGGUUUUACUUAUUAAAUGUAGACAACAUAUGCCAGUCAGUUGCUAUUUACCAGACAGCAUUGGACAUCAGACAGUCUGUAUUUGGAGGAAAAAACAUCCAUGUUGCCACAGCUCAUGAAGACCUGGCCUAUUCAUCCUAUGUUCACCAGUACAGCUCUGGAAAAUUCGAUAAUGCUCUAUUCCAUGCAGAACGUGCCAUCGACAUCAUUACUCAUAUUCUACCUGAGGAUCAUCUGCUCCUGGCCUCCUCCAAGAGAGUCAAAGCCCUGAUCUUGGAGGAAAUUGCUAUUGAUUGCCACAAUAAGGAGACAGAAGAGCGCCUACUGCAGGAGGCUCAUGAUCUGCACUUGUCCUCAUUGCAGCUGGCAAAGAAGGCCUUUGGAGAGUUCAACGUCCAGACAGCCAAACAUUAUGGCAACCUAGGACGACUCUAUCAGUCCAUGCGAAAGUUUAAGGAAGCAGAGGAGAUGCACAUCAAAGCCAUCCAGAUUAAGGAGCAGCUUUUGGGCCAUGAGGACUAUGAGGUGGCACUAUCUGUGGGUCACCUCGCCUCCCUUUACAACUACGACAUGAACGCCUAUGAAGAUGCAGAGAGGCUCUACCUGCGCUCCAUUUCUAUCGGAAAGAAGCUGUUUGGAGAGGGAUACAGUGGGUUGGAGUACGAUUACAGAGGCCUGAUCAAACUCUACAACUCUGUGGGUAACUUUGAGAAGGUAUUUGAAUACCACAAUAUACUAUCCAACUGGAAUCGCCUGAGGGACCGACAAUUUGCUGUGGCAGAUGCCCUUGAGGAUGUCAACACUACGCCCCUACUGACCCAGGAAGUGGUUCAUGGGUUCUUGUUUGUUCAAAGCUUACCCAACCAAACACCAAAUCCAGCCUUUCCUUGGGUGACAUAGUAGGAGAUCAAAACACGCGUGGGAUUACGAUCAGUGAGAACAUAAAAUUGUGAUUUAUGUGACUGCUUGGUCGCAAGCGUUAUUCAACUGUUGUUCAUUCUGAUGGUUAUGUCACUGCAGUUGCCUGCACAUGAACAGACAAUAAAUAGAUUCAUGGGAUGGAGAGGCGAAACAUCUCAACGCAACCAUCGAAAUCCACCUGUAGUCUGAAUCUUUUUGCAUCUUAACCUCACAGAGCAGAUUGAGUAAAAUACCCUCAGAACCCUGAAUGAAUUGUUCUCAGAAAGCGUGGAUGGAAACUGUUGCGAAAAUGGAUUUUAGUUUCCAAAACAAGGUUUGUCACAUCUGUAAGGGCCAAUCAAAACACAAGUAAAUGGUGCUGAAGUGUAGUCUACAAUCUGCUUGAUUGACAUCCAGCCAAUGCUGUGAAUAUGUACUUUUAUCAAUAAAUGCUUCCAGUGCUGUUUUUCUAGUCUUCUCUUAAGAAGAAAUGUCACUUUCAUUCAAAUUAGCAGCUAUGCACUUGGACAAAAUGGUUGGUAGCCCUCUGUUAUUGAAAGAAAAAGCCACAGUGUUCACAUAACUUGAAUCUGGCAAAAGUAAUAAUACAUUAAAAAAAAAAAUGAAAAUUCACCAAUGAAAAUCAGACAUUGCUUUUGAAUUGUGGUAAACCUGAAUAUUUUCUUGCACAACUUUUAAGGGAAUCAAUCAUCAAAUGAUUUUUGAAACUUUCAAUUCGACUUCUGUACCUCACAGCAGGUUUUUUGGCUUCCUCUCCAUGAGCAAACUGCUCCAGUUGUCGCAGGUUUGAAGGGUGCUUUCUCCAGACAGAAUGUUUCAGCUCCUUCUCCACAUGUUCAAUAAGACUUAAAUCUCAUACAAGGGCAAUUUCUGUCAAUAUGGUACAUUGAGGGGAAAAAAAUGAACUUAAAUGAUUUUAGCUUGCACUAUAACAAAGAGUGAAAAAUGCAAGGGGGUUUGAAUACUUUCCACACCCGCUGUAGAUAGAGCUGAUGUGCCUUGCCAAAAAGUUUGUUUUGUCUCACCUGUCCCGAGGACAUUCUCCCAAAAGCUUUGCGGCUUGACAACAUGCAGUUUGGCGAAUAUCAGUCUUGCUUUUGUAUGAUUUAUUUUCAACAGUGGUGUCCUCCUUGGUCGUCUCCCAUCAAGUCCACUUUGGCUUAAAGGACAAAUGGAUGGUGUGAUCUGACACUGAUGUGACUUGACCUUGGAGUUCACCCAUAAUUUCUUUGGAGCUUGUUCUGGGCUCUUUUGUUACCAUUCGUAUUCUCCGUCUCUUCAAUUUGUUAUGAAGUUUCUGCAUGCGGCCACGUCCGGGGAGGUUGGCCCGCAGUCCUGCGGAUCUUAAAUUUCUGAAUAAUAUGUGCAACUGUCGUCACAGGAACAUCAAGCUGCUUGGAGAUGGUCUUCUAGCCUUUACCUUUAACGUGCUCGUCUAUAAUUUUCUUUCUGGUCUCCUGAGACAACUCUCCUUCGAUUUCUCUGGUCCACGUUUGUGGUUCAAACCACAUCAGCAAACAGCACAUCGAUUACUCGUCACCCUUUAAAUCGGCCGACUGACUGAUUACAAGUUUGAAGAGACCUGGGAUGCUAAUGAGAGGACACACCUUGUUUGAACAUGUCCCUGUGGUCAAAUUAUUUUCAAUCUUUUGGAGGGGCAUCAUAGGUUUUGUCCAGGCCCGUUUCAUGAGUGUGUUUUUUUGAAAUUCUGUUGAACUACAAUUUCAAACUGAUUUUGAUUGGUUAAUUUUCAUUCUUUUUUUUUUAUUUAUGAUUAUGUUUGUCAGGUUUCAGUUAUGUGACCACUGUGAAUUGUUUUGUUCAUUAACAGAGGGAUACCAAACAUUCUGUCCACAUGUGUGCUGCAUCUCAACAUGUCUUAUGAGCAUGCACCUUCUCACUUUCUGCACAUGAAACCUUAAACUGAUUGUGUUGAUCCCAUUCACAGUCAUAUCAGUUCAAAAUUGUGCCAAGUGGAUGUCCAUUUGGAAGAUGAAUAUGCUUGUACUCUCAUACAGUCAUGCCACAGUCUUACAAGAUUAGUUUCAACCAGGGUUGGAGUUACCUGGGAGCCAAGCCUCCACGAAACAUACCUGAGCUCCCAUAAUUGCAGUCAGUUCAUCAAUGUGUGGAGGAAUUUUAUUCAUGGUCAAAAUGUAUUAUUUUCUUGAAAGUAUUGCAUUUUCUCAUGGAAAACCGCAACUUGUGGAUGACAACAUUGGUUUGUCUUUUAAGACGGUGUUCCCCAACCUUCUUUGCACUGUGGACCGGUGAGGAGGCAGCAUUUUUCUCACGGACCGCCUGUGGUGGCGCGAAUACACACACGCAUGAUAUAAUAUACACACACACACACGUUUGCGCUUUGUCCUUUGUGGUGCGUCCACUGUGGGUGCGACGCAGGGGUGGGGGUCGGAGUUACUGUAGGCAGCCAGACCGGACUGCACUUCCCUAGCUCCUCGAGAAUAAUAAUAACAAUAAGAGUGGACUUUGAACUCCGUAAAAGUAGUUCUGCCUGUGUCGAGCAGCAACCUACGACUGUAUCUGUAUCAGAGCGGACUUGGUGUGUGAGAGUUAACUGUUGCGGUAAACCCUAUUUUAAGUAGGACUCCUGAUAUCGUGUCGUUUCAUUCGCAAGUGUUUCGUUCAAAAGAGCAAAUCUUUUCAGUCAACGUCAUGAACUGAAUUAGUUUAUGAAAUGAUAUUCAUUGUUUGAGCUCUCCCGCCGUGAGUCAGCCCGCUCGGACCGGAAACGGAAGCGUCCGAGCCGGCUGAGACCGGAAACGGAAGCGUUCUGUGCAGUCUCGACGUGUCAAUUGAGACACGCAGCUGGCGCGGUGGAGAAGAUCCGGUCAAUUUUCAAAAGAAAACACAUUGACACGUGAAUUGCAAUACGACAGAAAUGAUAUGAAUUGGUCAUUGUUUCUCUGCGGCCCGGUAACAAAUGCCUCGUGGCCCGGUACCGGUCCGUGGACCGGUGGUUGGGGACGACUGUUUUAAGAGACUGAGAGACUUUUUGUUUUCUUCAUUUUCUGACUUGAACAUUAUGAGCUCAAAGGACCGUGACAGAAGCCUCAUGUCACUUUGGUCCAUUCUUUUUGCAGUAAGACGAAAGUUUUAGCUCGACAAAUCUCUUGUGUUAUGUGCUGAGUACCGCGCCGUCAUAUUUUUUUUUUGCAGAGUUAGUCUUAGAGUAUGUGUUUGUGUCCUCACGAUAAAAGUCAAACCCUGGUUUCAACCCACACUUUUCCACACACACGAGAUGGACUUUUUUUUUUUUUUUUCUUCUUCCUUCUUCACAAUAUAUGAAGAACUUCUAAAAUGUGUGAUGAGCCAUUUAGUAUAUUGUUACACACACACAAACACAUGCACAGGCAACUCUGUUGUUUCCCCAGCCAGGCCCAUAAAAUCAAUCCAUUUCAAAAAUGAAGAAAUGUCCUGUAAAUGAAGAUCUUUUGUUAGCGGAUGCUUUCGUUCCAAAGGAACACGUCUUAAAAAGUAGGAAGAUGCUACAUGUACAGUCUCAUGAUAACGCUGUGAAACACACCAAUAUUUCGGUUUGAGUUGAAACGAUCUGUGGAUCAGGAUAUGCAGAAUUCUGGAUGCCGAAAUGUUCAUUGAUCAGUGCCAGCUUUCACGAGUUUGCUGUUGUCAGUCUUUACAGAACUAUUCUUAAAAGUGCUAAAUAAAUACUAAUGCCUUCAAGAGAACGACCCUGGGGAGUUUGUGUGUGUGUGUGUGUGUGCGUGCCCCUGUCUGUCAAUUUUCUACCUGUUAAUUUUGUUCAGGGUCAUGGGUGAGUAGACCUCCUAGUAGAUUUGGGGCAAGAGGAGGGGUCCACUGGAUUGCUUGCCAGUCAACACACAAACGGCCUUUCUUCUCCACUGUGUCCUGUCAAAUUUCUCAUGAAAGCAAAAUCAUGUUUGCCCACGUCUGUUGCACAGUUUUGUUGAAUUCCAAUUGUUGAAUUGACUCACACCUUCCAAAAGGUUCAGCUUUCUUCUCGUCAGUGCA